This is a messenger RNA of Rhodamnia argentea, 1646 nucleotides long. Its product is annotated as phenylacetaldehyde synthase-like. The record is from RefSeq and is a predicted model, not a curated record. The coding region runs from base 1 to 1554 and encodes 517 amino acids. Gene Ontology annotation, biological process: amino acid metabolic process. NCBI's taxonomy places the organism in Eukaryota, Viridiplantae, Streptophyta, Magnoliopsida, Myrtales, Myrtaceae. Gene Ontology annotation, molecular function: carboxy-lyase activity; pyridoxal phosphate binding. The transcript has 2 exons.
AUGAGCAUCUCCUCAAAAAACAGAAGCAAGAUCAUGAAUCUACUUGAUCCUGAUGAAUUCAGGCGUCAGGGACACAUGAUCAUAGACUUCCUAGCCGACUACUAUGAAAAUAUUGAAAAGUACCCGGUCGUCAGCCGAGUUGAGCCAGGAUAUCUUUCCAAAUGCCUCCCAGAUUCCGCUCCAUCCGAUCAAGAAUCUAUAGAAACCAUACUUCAUGAUAUAGAUCAGUACAUUGUGCCAGGUCUGACUCAUUGGCAAAGUCCCAACUUCUUCGCCUACUUCCAAACCGGUUUUAGCAUCCCGGGGAUGCUUGGCGAGAUGCUUUGCAGUGGGUUUAAUGUGGCAGGAUUCAACUGGUUCUCGUCCCCCGCCGCGACCGAGCUGGAGAGCCUAGUCAUGGACUGGCUAGGGAAAUUGCUCGAUUUGCCGACGUCAUUCCUUUUCUCAGGACACGGUGGGGGGGUCAUCCAAGGAAAUACUUGCGAGGCCAUUAUUUGCACCCUGACUUCUGCAAGAGAUAAGAUCCUGAGAAGAUUAGGACAGGAUUCUAUCACAAAGCUCGUCGUCUAUGGUUCGGACCAAACACAUUGUUCGUUCCAGAAAGCAGCUCGGAUCGUGGGAAUCGACCCGCAGAACUUCCGAACCAUAAAGACGACCUGGUCGACAUCGUUUGGCCUGUCACCAGACUCGCUAAGGAACGUAAUCUAUUCGGAUAUUGACAGGGGACUAAUUCCAUUAUACUUGUGCGCCACCGUCGGGACGACAGCGAUCACAGCGGUGGAUCCACUGACACCUCUAUGCAAGAUCGCUAACGAAUUUGGCAUGUGGGUUCAUGUAGAUGCUGCCUACGCAGGGGCAUCUUGCAUAUGCCCAGAGUACAGGAAACUCAUCAAUGGGGUUGAGCUUGCUGACUCAUUUAGCUUCAAUGCGCACAAGUGGUUAUUGACCCCUCUUGAUUGUUGCUGUCUCUGGCUAAAAGAUCCAAGUGCCCUAGUAAAGUCCCUAUCAACAGACCCAGAGUACCUCAAGAAUGAGGCAACCGAUUCAAAACAAGUGGUGGACUACAAAGAUUGGCAACUUUCUCUCAGCCGGAGGUUCAGGGCAUUGAAGUUGUGGCUUGUACUAAGAAGCUAUGGAGAACACAACCUGAGAAAUCACAUCAGGAACCACUGUGGAUUGGCAAAGUUUUUCGGGGAGCUCGUGGUGGAAGAUGGCCGAUUCGAAAUUGCUUUCCCUAGACAUUUCGCAAUGAUCUGCUUCAGGAUUCAUCCUUCUGCAGUAAUCGAUAACAUGACAAUUGGUCAUGUGCUUGAAAACAGACACGGUGAAGCGUGGAAGGCAGAAGAGGUGAACAGGCUUAAUGCACGGUUGCUUGAAGCUGUUAAUGCUUCAGGCCGGGCCUUCAUGACUCAUGCAUUGGUCGGAGGCAUCUAUGCCAUACGGUUCUGUGUCGGUGGCGCGCUGGUGACAGAGAGGCACGUAGCCAUGGCGUGGAAGGUGGUGCAAGAACAUGCGAACUCUGUGCUAGCUUCGGCGAGGCAUGCGAAGGAAUGAGAAAUAUUGCCCAAACCCCAUCCUUCCAUUUUGCCUGUGAUGUUUGCGUCUCGAUUUAGCAUUGUAACCGAGUCAAUUGUACUUGGCAAGGG